Molecule: messenger RNA, 2835 nt
Organism: Poecilia latipinna (sailfin molly)
Lineage: Eukaryota; Metazoa; Chordata; Actinopteri; Cyprinodontiformes; Poeciliidae
Product: influenza virus NS1A-binding protein homolog A
Exons: 15
Coding region: 472-2424 (650 amino acids)
Molecular function (GO): protein binding
Source: RefSeq, a predicted model, not a curated record
GGACUGAGUGGACGUACUUGUUCCGCAGUGACAGAAUAGACAUCUGUUAAUCACGCUACAAGCUUUGAGUGAAGUCGCGUUGCGUCUCCUCCUUAAACCGAACCAACAAACUCUGAAUUUGCAUUAAAUAUGCCUAAUAUCGCUUGUUGUCAAACGCCUCAGGUUAUAAUGUAUGACAAACAGAGAAUAAGUACAACUCUAUAGCCAACGGGAUCUCAAGGACUUGAUUACAGUCGCUUCAAGCCUGAUAGUUUGUCCGUGCGGCUGCUCCCCUUCUCCCUGUUACGCAGCUCGUAGUCGGCUGGCAUCUCUUCUGACGACUUCCCAUCCCUCUCCUUGGGUGAAGAAGACUUGGUUCUGCUGAGAUCUUGGUCUGCUUCGCCUGUUUCUGUUCUACGCUCAGCUGUGGCGUUUUCCUGGAUUUGGAUUAUUGUCUAUUAGUUCUCAGGAAUAUAAUCAAAAUUCACCAAGAUGACUCCAAACGGUUAUUUGAUCUUUGAUGAUGAGACUUUCCUGGAUUCCACCGUGGCCAAAAUGAACGCUCUGAGGAAGAGUGGUCAGUUCUGCGACGUUAGACUGCAGGUGUGUGGUCAUGAGCUGAUGGCUCACCGCGCUGUCCUGGCGUGCUGCAGCCCGUACUUGUUUGAGAUCUUUAACAGCGAUAUUGAGACUCAUGGAGUCUCUCAUGUCACUUUUGAGGACCUGAACCCUGAAGCUGUGGAGGUUUUGCUUAACUACGCCUACACUGCCCAAUUAAAGGCGGAGAGAGAGCUGGUUAAGGAUGUGUACUCUGCAGCCAAAAGGUUCAAGAUGGAGCGAGUCAAACAGAUCUGUGGUGACUACCUGCUGUCUAAAGUGGAUUCCCAGAACGCCAUCUCUUUCCGAAACUUUGCCAGCUCCAUGGGCGACGGCAGACUUUUGGCCAAGGUGGAUGCUUACAUUCAGGACCAUCUGCUGGACGUAUCUGAACAGGAGGACUUCCUCAAACUUCCCCGAUUAAAGUUAGAAGUGAUGCUUGAAGACAACCUGACCCUGCCCAGCAACGGCAAACUCUACUCGAAGGUGCUAAACUGGGUGCAGCGUAGCCUGUGGGAGAAUGGAGACCAACUGGAGCGACUGAUGGAAGAGGUGCAAACCCUCUACUACUCACCUGACCAUAAGCUGUUGGAUGGAGGGCUGGUGAUUGAUGGGCACAGUGAGGUGUUUGGUGGCGAGGACGACCACCUUCAGUUUGUUCAGAAGAAACCAGUGCGUGAGAGUGCCCAGAGACAGCAGAGCUGCAGCUCUUCAGGAAGCCUCUCGCCCUCCAACCAAGCAGCCAAUGUCCAAAAACCAACCACCAGGAGAGACUGGAAGUACAUCGCCUCGGAGAAGACCACAAACAGCAACUAUCUUUGUCUGGCUGUGCUGGACGGAGUGCUGAGUGUGAUCUUCCUGCAUGGUCGCAACAGUCCCCAGACGUCUCCGACGGCAACGCCCUGCCUGAUGAAGAGUCUCAGUUUUGAGGCCCAGCCAGAGGAACUGGAAGAGCACCCGCUCUCUCCCAUGCAUUACGCUCGCUCCGGCCUGGGUACUGCAGCCCUGAACGGGAGACUCAUCGCAGCAGGGGGCUACAACAGAGAGGAGUGUCUGAGGACUGUGGAGUGCUACAACCCCAACGAGGACUGCUGGACCUUCAUGGCGCCCAUGCGGACUCCCAGGGCUCGGUUCCAGAUGGCUGUGCUGAUGGGUCAGCUGUAUGUUAUCGGGGGUUCCAAUGGACAUUCUGAUGAGCUGAGCAGUGGGGAGAUGUACGAUCCACAAACUGAUGAGUGGGUUCAAGUGCCAGAGCUGAGGACAAACCGCUGCAAUGCAGGUGUCUGCUCCUUGAACAACAAGCUUUAUGUUGUCGGAGGGUCGGACCCCUGCGGGCAGAAGGGCCUGAAGAACUGUGACGUUUUUGACCCUGUGGCAAAAACCUGGUCUAACUGUGCCUCCCUUAACAUCAGGAGACACCAGGCCGCAGUGUGCGAGUUGGAUGGCUUCAUGUACGUGAUUGGAGGAGCAGAGUCGUGGAACUGCCUGAACACCGUAGAGCGCUACAACCCUGACAACAACACCUGGACUCUGGUGGCCCCCAUGAACGUGGCCCGCAGGGGAGCCGCUGUGGCCGUACACGCAGGCAAGCUGUUUGUCGUGGGUGGCUUCGACGGCUCCCACGCGCUCCGCUGCGUCGAGGUGUACGAUCCUGCCCGCAACGACUGGCGGAUGCUCGGCAGCAUGAUCUCCUCCCGCAGCAACGCCGGCGUGGCCAUGCUGGGCGAAACCAUCUACGUCGUGGGCGGCUUCGACGGAAACGAGUUCCUCAGUACGGUGGAGGUGUACAACCCCGAAACGGAUGAGUGGAACGACUGCACCAAAGCCCCAUCUCCCCUCUCUGAGUGAAGGGAGAGGGGAUGGGGAGGGAAGAACGGGGGAAACAGGGUUCUGGAGUUUCACAGUGCUUCACUCAUUUCCAAACUAACAGGCUUAGUGACGUAAUCGUGUUUCGUGAUGUUUUCGUGUAUGAACAGGUAUACGUGGGUGGGGAUGUUGAGGUGAGGAGUCUUCAGUGAAGACUGGCUUAAUCUUAGCAGGUCGGGGAGGGGGGAGGCAAUUUACUGAGAAUCCUUUUGUGUUUUAAAGUGUCAGGCAUUUGCUGCCCAAAGCAACGUUGACGCCUUCUUUUGUUUUUGCAUAUUGCAUAGAUUUUGGUUUUGUCUUGUAUAUAUUUUGUUUCUUCCUCAAAUUUUUUUUUGUCGUAUGCCAACAUUUACUACACUUAGUGCUUUUCAUUUCUUUAAGCUAGUUGCAUGG